AUGACUUGGCCAUUCACAACAACAGACACAACCUCGACAGCAACAAGAGCAACAGCAUUGAGAAACCCACUCGACCUGCCAGAGAUCCGCCUCCUCAUCGCCCCUUACCUCGAUCGCGCCUCCUUACUAGCCUGCUGUCAAGUCAACCGCGCAUUCCUUUCUUCCUUUCGCUACGUCCUCACCUGGGCCUCUGUAACCCUCGAACGCAGCACACGAGAAGAUUUCCCCCUCUGGCUCAUCCAACAGAACGAACACCUUAUCCGACGCCUCGUCCUUGAAGACACACAAGUCUUUAUCAACGGCUGGAAGUUUCUUCAUUGUCGAAACUUGAAGGUACUGGAUUUGUGUGUGGACUCGAGACGGUUCGAUGAUGAUCAUGGACGACACCCUGCGAUUCGGGAAGUGGGCGCGCAGAUGCAGCAACUUGUUCGACAGAACCUGGGACUGGAGGAGCUGAGGAUUAAUUGGGCACCAAUGAGUUUGCAGCAUCGGCAGAUUCUGAACAGGGAAUUGGACAAUGUGUAUUCGUAUUCGAUUGUGAGGUUGACGCUGUUUGAGGCGACCUGUGAUGCGUAUAUGAUUAAUGCGUUGAUUGAGCAUUGUCCAAGGAUGGAGGAGUUGGAGAUAGAGGGGUACCAAUUGAUACCCCCAGGUGGGCUGCAGGUGGAGCUGGAGUUGAAGCAGGUCAGGAAGUUGACGAUGGCGAGGGUGGCGUGUCGACAUGGGCAUGUUCUUUUCGUUGGCCCCGAGGUUAGGGAGUUGAGGUUGCGGUUCUUUUUGCACCAUACGCUGGUGGGGCCUUCGUGGGGGUUGCCGAAACUGGAGUCGUUGUAUUGUGAGGACCUGGAGGGUGCGGUGGCGAACAGGGUUAUUGGGCAGUGGAAUGUCAAUCAGCUUCGCAAGGUUGAGCUGCGGAAGAUGAGUGAUUUGAGGGAGACUCUGACGUGUCUCGUUGAACGGUCUGAAGGGACGAUACGGGAGCUGACAGUGGAUAUGGAUUCGAUGUGGACGUUGUCGUUUGCGGAGAGGAGGGAGUUUUUGGGACAGAUGCCUCAGCUGGAGAAGUUGAAUGGGUAUCACCCGAGGUCAUGGGCAUCUUCUGCACAGAGCUGCACCAUUAGUUGA
Linnemannia hyalina is the source of this 1125-nucleotide messenger RNA. NCBI's taxonomy places the organism in Eukaryota, Fungi, Mortierellomycota, Mortierellomycetes, Mortierellales, Mortierellaceae. The record is from the annotation of a GenBank genome assembly.